Molecule: messenger RNA, 1196 nt
Organism: Chara braunii
Lineage: Eukaryota; Viridiplantae; Streptophyta; Charophyceae; Charales; Characeae
Source: the annotation of a GenBank genome assembly
GGCCACCACUAUUUGGCCACAUUGCGGUGAAUCGUAGGUGCCUCUCAAGUCGUAUAUUUCGACUGUGCACGUGUGUGCCAUACGGAGUCACCGGGGCCAAGUCCCACUAGCAGCGUUGAGCUACCUCAACGCCUGAAUCUCGACGUGUUUGUGGAGAUGUGCAGAAAUGGUGUUGAGUGCCGAGAAGGGAAUGACCAUCCAACGUUCUGAGUCAUUGCUAUUGAUUGAGAACGCGAAAGUUGAUGACGACAAUGACUGGGGCGUGGACAAGACCAUGCAGCUGAUCCACGCCAGAGCACGUACACCUGGAGGCUUCCUCACAAAACGUAUUGGAGUGGAAGGGAGGCAACACCUGCGUGGAUGGCAUGAUGUAUCGGCCAGAAUGCUGGUUGAAGGGUACACCAGAUCAUGGUUUGAAUGCAGGAAGUGGUGGAAGGCAGUUUUAACAGUAUACAUGGACAUAGUGGAACAUGAGCAUCGUAUUGGCGUGCAGACAUACUGGAAGAUGACGCCUGUGGAACGGGAGUUAUGUGACCUCGCAAAAAACUUCAGACGCGAGUGGUUCGACCUGAUAGAUGCAUACGCACAAAGUCAAGACAUCCCUCCCGAAGGUGCGACUUCAGGGCUCGGAAAAGCACCACGACGUGCCAAGCAACAGAAACAAGCAGCUAAGCCAGCCACCGCUUUAAAAACUGUGCGCGCCGACGGCCCUGGGUCUGCUGUGGCAUCGAAAAGAAUGCGAUGUGCCGUAGAGAAGCUCUCACAAUCUUUGAAGAGGAUAUGCAUGACGUCCGACUCGAUGAAAUGCAGUCAACUGUGCACGGAAGCAUUGGAACGCCACGGAGCUCUGAUGUCAUCUUCACAAGAGGAGGCUGCAGCAGUCAUUGCAGCAAAGUUGGAUGAAGGGUGGAGAUUGGUUGCUAAGUUCACCACGGAACCAACGGUGGAUGAGGAGAGGUCUACAUCAACGGACUACAAGGACGAAUAUUUCACCCGUUGCGAGUGCUCCGACUGACCUGUGUGCAGCAUGGCCUAACCCCGAGAUGGUCCUGUGCCGAUGAUGUAGCUAUGGCAGCGAAAGGUGCAUGCACGCAGGCAUGACGUCAGACACUUCUGGCUCAUGCGGUCUGCUAUCGUGCAAAGGACAUCCUAGCAAUAUCUGCAUGGAUGCAGUCCAAUGAAUGUUAUUCACAAUG